Molecule: messenger RNA, 617 nt
Organism: Daucus carota subsp. sativus
Lineage: Eukaryota; Viridiplantae; Streptophyta; Magnoliopsida; Apiales; Apiaceae
Product: peamaclein
Exons: 2
Coding region: 157-426 (89 amino acids)
Source: RefSeq, a predicted model, not a curated record
GGCCAGUAACCCUUCUCGAUCGCUCUAAAUUGACAUCUAUAAAUUAGUACCUUAUUGCUUUCUUGGCUGUAGAACUCUCAUUUUGCAGGGUAUAUCAGAGAGCAAUAAAAACUGGCAUUCAGCAUCUUAGCAUUUGCCAACAAACGAGCUAAAACGAUGAAGAUCUUUCUGGGAACUCUAGUAGUUUUUGCUCUUCUCCUCGCGGCUUGUUUCACUGAACCAGCCCUGGCUGAGGACUCAUUGAAUUGUGGAGGGAAAUGCAGCAAAAGGUGCUCGAAGGCAGGAAUAUCAGGCAGGUGCUUGAAGUACUGCGGAAUAUGUUGUGCAAAGUGCAAGUGUGUGCCUUCUGGGACGUAUGGGAACAAGCACGAGUGCCCUUGUUACAGAGACAUGGUGAGCUCCAAAGGCAAGCCCAAGUGUCCUUGAAUAGCCUCCAUCUCUGCAUCUUCUGCAGUCUGUCGAGACUCACGGUUUCUCUGGAGAGUGUCUGGUUACUGGUGUGAAAUAUAUAUUGUUAUGUUCUGAGGAUCCUUGUAAUAAGGUGUACUGUACUGCUCUGUAGUUGCUACCACCACCAUGGAUGAAUAAAGUUUGAUUUUAUCUUGUUGCAUGGACAA